Chaetomium strumarium is the source of this 668-nucleotide messenger RNA. RefSeq names its product ribosomal protein L36e. NCBI's taxonomy places the organism in Eukaryota, Fungi, Ascomycota, Sordariomycetes, Sordariales, Chaetomiaceae. Bases 71 to 388 code for a protein of 105 amino acids. Gene Ontology annotation, biological process: cytoplasmic translation. The record is from RefSeq and is a predicted model, not a curated record. Gene Ontology annotation, cellular component: cytosolic large ribosomal subunit; ribosome. The transcript is spliced from 5 exons. Gene Ontology annotation, molecular function: structural constituent of ribosome.
UCUCGCCGAAUUUUCCUUUCCUCUUUCUGUUCAACGUCACGACGACAAGACCACGGCAUCAUCAGUCGCAAUGGCCUCCACCAAGACCGAGAAAACCGGCCUGGCUGCCGGUCUUAACAAGGGCCACAAGACCACCGCCCGCGUGAGCAAGCCGCGCGUGAGCCGCACCAAGGGCCACCUCAGCAAGCGGACCGCCUUUGUUCGUGACCUCGUCAAGGAGGUUGCCGGCCUUGCUCCCUACGAGCGCCGCAUCAUCGAACUUCUCCGCAACAGCAAGGACAAGCGCGCCCGUAAGCUCGCCAAGAAGAAGCUUGGCACUUUCGGCCGCGCCAAGGCGAAGGUCGAGGACAUGACCCGUGUCAUUGCCGAGUCUCGUCGUGCCCACUAAGCGCCGCAUCGCUUGGGGCAGAUGCCGGGGUGGACAUCGAGGGAUCUGAUGACGGAUUCUGGGGAUAUGAUGGCUAUAUGGAAGGUUGUUACCCUUCCGGCAUCGUUUUCACAUCGCUCCUAGAGCAGGAUAGCUAUGGGCCAGAAUCGACCUCGCGGUUGCCUUCGGUGAAGUGGUUUUAACUUGGUUGGCCCUUGUGACCUGAUGAUCCAUACUGUGAACCCAGUAUUAGGUAGCUCGCCAAAGUGAGUUCGCUAAGUAUCUGACCACAAUUCUCGAC